Messenger RNA from Hevea brasiliensis (rubber tree), 1079 nucleotides. Its product is annotated as ER membrane protein complex subunit 7 homolog. The record is from RefSeq and is a predicted model, not a curated record. Lineage: Eukaryota; Viridiplantae; Streptophyta; Magnoliopsida; Malpighiales; Euphorbiaceae. Gene Ontology annotation, cellular component: EMC complex. The coding region runs from base 69 to 695 and encodes 208 amino acids. Gene Ontology annotation, molecular function: carbohydrate binding. The transcript has 7 exons.
CCGGUACGUAUCUGAUCACCUCAUCGCCUGUGGAAUCUCUAGCUGUUCUCUGCUGGACUUCUAUUGUUAUGGCAUCUAUACUCAGAUCGAAACCGGUUUUCCUAAUUUUUUUCAUACAAUUAUGUCUCUCUCUCCUCACUCCAGCUCUUACGAUUUCGUCCGGGUCUGGCGAUGGUUACACCAUCAAUGGUCGAGUGAAGAUUGCAGGUGUGGGUGUAAAAGGAUUUGGUUUUCCUGGAAAACUAUCCAAUGUCAAAGUUAUACUUAAUGGCGGCCAAAGCAUCACUUUUCUGAGGCCUGAUGGAUAUUUUUCAUUCUAUAACGUGCCAGCAGGGACUCAUUUAAUUGAAGUGGCUGCAAUAGGCUAUUUCUUUUCUCCAGUCCGAGUUGAUGUUAGCGCCAGAUUCCCUGGUCAGGUUCAGGCAGCAUUGACAGAGAACAGAAGGGGCCUGAGUGAGUUGGUGUUAGAGCCAUUGAGAGACGAACAGUAUUAUGAGAUUAGGGAACCCUUCUCCAUAAUGUCUGUUGUCAAAAGCCCAAUGGGUCUUAUGGUGGGAUUUAUGUUGGUGGUUAUGUUCCUAAUGCCCAAAUUAAUGGAGAACAUGGAUCCUGAGGAAAUGAGGCGAGCACAAGAAGAAAUGAGGCAACAAGGGGUUCCCUCCCUAGCAAGCUUAUUGCCAGGAGCACAGAGAUAAAUUCAAAUUGGGCUCAUCCACUCCAUCUGAGAAGCUUAAAAAUUCUGGAGCAUUGUGAUCGAGAGCUGUCAUUGGUGCUCAGUGGAUCAUAUGUGCACACAAUUAUCAAUUCUCUCUUAUCAUACAUGACAAUUUACUUAGUCUGGAAGGUUGUAAUGUUCGUGUUUAACUUACACGGAGACUUCUACCAUUAUGUUUGUUUAUGAUUUUGAAGAUCCUGUCCCAAAUUUUGUAUUCUUAGUAUUUAUUUUCUUUGCUGGAAGAGCAGUUAAAGUACCCAACACUCCUAAUAAUGCCUGUCUAGUUGUGAACAGAAAAAUUAUUGAUUAUUCUUUGUAUCCUGAAUUUAGGUCAUAAAUGGGAUCUAGAAUAUUUUACAUUAAA